AGGUACACUAAGAUGAAGACAGCCACCAACAUCUAUAUCUUCAACCUGGCCCUGGCAGAUGCACUGGCCACCAGCACACUGCCCUUCCAGAGUGCCAAGUACCUGAUGGAGACAUGGCCCUUUGGAGAACUGCUCUGCAAGGUUGUGCUCUCCAUUGACUACUACAACAUGUUCACCAGCAUCUUCACACUCACCAUGAUGAGUGUCGACCGCUAUAUUGCUGUCUGCCACCCUGUCAAGGCCCUGGACUUCCGCACACCUGCCAAGGCCAAGCUGAUCAACAUCUGCAUCUGGGUCCUGGCCUCAGGUGUUGGUGUACCCAUCAUGGUCAUGGCCGUGACCCGCCCCCGGGACGGGGCAGUGGUAUGCACCCUCCAGUUCCCCAGCCCCAGCUGGUACUGGGAUACGGUGACCAAGAUCUGCGUGUUCCUCUUCGCCUUCGUCGUGCCCAUCCUCAUCAUCACCGUGUGCUACGGCCUGAUGCUGCUGCGCCUGCGCAGCGUGCGCCUACUCUCCGGCUCCAAGGAGAAGGACCGAAGCUUGCGGCGCAUCACGCGCAUGGUGCUCGUGGUGGUGGGUGCCUUCGUGGUGUGCUGGGCGCCCAUCCACAUCUUCGUCAUCGUCUGGACGCUGGUGGACAUCGACCGCCGCGACCCGCUCGUGGUGGCCGCGCUGCACCUGUGCAUCGCCCUCGGCUACGCCAACAGCAGCCUCAACCCCGUGCUCUACGCCUUCCUCGACGAGAACUUCAAGCGCUGCUUCCGCCAGCUCUGCCGCAUGCCCUGCGGCCGCCCGGAGCGGAGCAGCUUUAGCCGCGCCCGCGAAACCACGGCCCGCGAACGGGUCACCGCCUGCACCCCGUCCGACGGUCCCGGCGGGGGGGCUGCCGCGUGA
This is a messenger RNA of Puma concolor (puma), 894 nucleotides long. The record is from RefSeq and is a predicted model, not a curated record. NCBI's taxonomy places the organism in Eukaryota, Metazoa, Chordata, Mammalia, Carnivora, Felidae.